CAGUAGGCUGCGACAUAACCCUCAAAGAUCCAUUCCAAUAAACACAACUAUAAACGAUAAGUUGAAGGAAACAACAGCAGCAAUCAUGUCGGACAGCAAUCGUCGCCAGAUGCCGGUGCCCAGAGCGGCGAUGAUGAUGCACCACCUGCACUUUUUGGAGGAGGAGGCCGACGAGUCCUCGCUGGAGUUCAACGAGAACUGCAACCAGGCGUGGCGCGCCCAGUUCAGACACCCGGCGAUGGCCAGCCUGGGCGUGGGCUUCGAGUUCGUGAGUCCGUUCAGCCAGCGCCUGAACUCAUCGAUGAGCACCCAGGACGAGGACACGGAGAACCGGAUGAUCGGUAAUUCCUCAUCGCGAACCUACCGAGUGGGUCCCUUUCUGCGGAUGCCGCCACUCGAGUAUCUGCCCUACAGUUUUGGGUCGGAUGACGAGAACCUUGUGCAGCACCUGACUUAGUUCCACAACAAAACCAAGUUCUUUUUCUACCAAAUUCAACGUGUUUCCGAUCUCAAAUCUGAUCCAUUUUCCCCCACCCACCAGGACACUCGUUUCUCAACCAGCGAUGUCGCAUCUAAGCUUUCAUUGGGAUUCAAAUUCGAACUGGAUCCGCGGGGCCCUCGAAAUGUGUCUUUUAUAACAACUCGUUCGGUUUGUCUCACUGUGUUUGGAAUAAAUUGCAUUUCAUCGCGAAUCGACGAAGGCCUUCGCUUGGGCUCUGAACCUGAACUAACAAUAA
Molecule: messenger RNA, 737 nt
Organism: Drosophila ficusphila
Lineage: Eukaryota; Metazoa; Arthropoda; Insecta; Diptera; Drosophilidae
Exons: 1
Coding region: 86-457 (123 amino acids)
Source: RefSeq, a predicted model, not a curated record